CGAGGUUAGUCGCCGUUCGGCAGCGUUUCGCCAACGGUGUUUUUCGUCGCUCCAAAAGCCCGACCAAGAGCUGAAGACCGCGCACGUCGCACGCACUACGCACACUCCGUGACCUCGCCGCUCCCUACGCGAGACAUGGAUCUCAGGAUAGCCCUAUGUUUUCUGCUUUGUGCAACCUAUACAACUUUUGCGGAAGUAGACAUAAUCACAGAACCAAGACCAGGUGAAGAAUAUGUCCAUGUAACCUCUGGACAACAGACACCUUUGAGAAAUUUUGAAACUGCUCACAAAAUUCCAGAGAAACAUCCCAAUCAUAGACUUACUAAACAAGAAGAUGCUAAUGAAAAAAUAUUUAAAAAACUGCACAGUGGCAAAGUCAAACAUGCGUCAGAAGGAAUUAUAUCGAUCGAGGAAGAUAAAAAAGCUCAAAUAAAAAAGGGGCAGAAACUUAAGGCGGCGGAAUCUAUAGAAAUUGACGUACCUGUUUCGAAAUUGGAAGAUAUUAGAAUCAAGGAAAAUAUUAAAGAUGUAGACACAAACCCGAAAUUGGCAGUAGCUUUAGAAGCCAUGUCGGAAUCAGGAAAACUAAGCAAAAGCGCAGGAACAACUACACAAAGGCCAAUUUUAACUACAACCGCUCCAGCUGCAAAUAAAGGUUUUGAUUACAUUCCCAUAAAUUUCGAUACCAUCGACGAUAUAAAUAGUGGUCUAUUGUCCUCGAAUGUUAAACUGGAAACUGCUGGGUCAGAACAAAAACAACAUUCACGAAUUCAAAUAAAGAAAGGCCCUAAUGGUAAAGAUUAUGAGUAUGAGUACAUUUACUACUACUACGAUGAAGAAGAAGAAGGCAAAACGGGAAGUAAGGAUAAACUGACUAGUUCGGAAGUUCCUGUACAUAACUCCCAUGAUGGCCCGCAAAAGCCUGAGACAGAAAAUCAAAUUGCUAAGGAUAGUAGAACAAAAAGUAAAUAUACUCCAAUCGAUAGAUCUACUACAACCACAACAGUUGCAACACCUGAAGUUCAAAAUGAAGUUUACAGUGGUUCUGGGAGAGGGCGAUCGAGAGGAAGAAAUAUUGCUCCUGCACCAGUCCAAGAAGAAGCAGUUGAAAGAUUACCGUCAAGCACACGUUUUCCACCUCGGGGACGUGGUUUUGGCGCCACGAGUUCUACUACAAAAUAUGUAACCGAAGCGACAUCAGAAGAUCCGAAACAACGUGGUAGAACACAAAUUGAUAGUGUUGCUGAUGAAUCAAUUGGUCAAACCAGGAGUAGGACACGUGCUCAUAUAAGACGACCAAGUUCAGAACUCGUCGACCUCGAUAGUUUCAAGACACAUUCAGGUGACAUUCGCGCUCAGUAUAAAGAACCUCCAUCGAGAUAUUCAACGGAAAGUAAGACUACAACUGAUGCAGCUGAAGCCCCAAAUGCAAGAGAGUUGUCUCAUUCUAAGGAUUCACAAAGAGAAGCUCACAGUAUUUCAAGUGGCAUAAUAUUUCAAGAAAUAAUAGAUGAUUCUAAACUUCCUUCUGACUAUAAACACACUACACCCGUCGAACAAGACACCACGGAAUACACCACUAUGACUGCAAUGGAAAAAGUGGCACUUGAUUUAUACGCAUAUCUAGCAGGCGAAAAUUUGAAUAACGAAAUAAACCCGUCGAUUGACGCUUUAAGCUUUGACGGAUCUACUACAGUAGAGGAUGAUACGUGGACAACUGAAGCGGUGACCACAACAGAAGUGGAAACCACACCCACUACAACUACAACAACUACGACAACAACAACUACGACGACCACUACUACUCCAGCGCCAACGACCACGUCUACAACGGUUGCACCAACACGCCCUUCACGCUUCAAAUCACGUCCUGGAGCAAGGGCUCGUGGUUCGGUACCUUCCAGUGCUGCAACUGAAGCACCACAAGAUACUUCAACUAAAGCGCGAGGUCGAUUUGGGAAGCCUACUGGAGUUCGAAAGACGACAGCCGCUGCAGUGGAAGCAAGCUCAUCAGCCCCCGUCGAAAAGCCAGUAUCACAACCUAAGGCGUUUGGGCGUCGUGGAGGUUUGUUUGCUGGACGCAACCGGCCCGUAUUGUCGACGGCAGCACCAUCUUCGGAAGGAAGCAGCGUAGCCAGUGAGGCGCCUGCCCCAAGAGCUCGCCUACGUCCUGGAUUAAGAAGGAUUGGCUCUACAACUGCUGCGGCUUCCUCUGCCGAAGUCAGUGAAGGCACAUCUCCCAGCCCUAGCUCUGCUGCAUCUGGGGAGGUUGUUGAAACUACACCCACUCCUAGCAGAACUAUUGGCCGCAAACCAGGCUUGAGACCUGCAUCUUUACGACCAGGGCCUAGGUUAAACCUGAGGCCCAGUCCCCGACUUAGACCAGGUGCAGCCAGUGUGGCCACAACCGAAGCACCUUCAGAAGCUCCAGGAGAAACUUCUGCACCGGAGUCCCCAGCGACCGAUGCUGAAUCCGAGGGAUCUUCACCGACCCCAGCACCCGAGGUGUCUCGUGGUGGAAUCAAGCUCCGCAAUAGACUGCAGGUGUCACCGUCACCAAAGCCUCGCGUAGCAGCAACUCCACCUGCUCGCAGGCCCAAUCCUCUUUUAAAGAGGAAGUCACCUUCCACUGAGGCAACAACUGAAGCACCAAAGAAGGCAUCAUCAGAGACGACGGAGGAAAGCGUCAGUGACGAGAAAUCCGAGACUGAGACGGAGGCCGCUGCGGUUCCAGUCGAGACCACGGCCGCCCCCCCUCUUAGAGGACUCGAUGCAUUGAUAGCGAGGCGACGUGCUGCCGGAGUAGGAGCCCGACCUGCCAGACCCGUCAGGGGCGCUAAAUUACAUAACUAGUGCUAAAAUCUCCUGACAUGACACUAAUUACAAUCAUGAAACUUCUAGCCCCAACUAUUUAUAGCGAAGUUCCAGUAGGUCAUGUCAGUUAGUCAAUUUAAAACUCCUCUUUAUACUGGAAUAUCUAUGAUCUUAUAUUUUUCAUACUCAUUCUUUAUACAGGUAGUUUAGAUUAUUCUAAGAAUUUCAGUCCUUGAUACAGUAGCCUCCUCAAGGACUUUACUCAAUAAUUUAAUUAUACGUGUUAUGUACAUAUUAGAUUAAAAUGUAAUUACAAGAACCAAGUACACUUUGAAUACUUUUUAUUAGAAUCUGGAAGCUUUUCAGUUGAUUGUUUUUCGUAUGCCAUGCAAUGCCUUUAAAUUUCCGUUUACCUUUAGAGGUUUUCUUUAAUUUGAAAUCAUGUCAUCACUGCGUUAGGUUUAUUUUCAAUAUUAUACUCAGUUUUUAUUUAUUAUUUAGUGAUGGACAUUAUUCUGGCAUUCACUGAUAAAUACGGCACAAGUCGCAACUACUGAAGCACUGAGUGCCAUCGUGAUAUGUUUUGUAUCUUUUUGUAAGUGUGAUAAUAUUCUUAAUAAUAAUAAGAUAAUGUUUAA
Pieris brassicae (large cabbage white) is the source of this 3452-nucleotide messenger RNA. Its product is annotated as mucin-19-like. The record is from RefSeq and is a predicted model, not a curated record. Bases 136 to 2853 code for a protein of 905 amino acids. Lineage: Eukaryota; Metazoa; Arthropoda; Insecta; Lepidoptera; Pieridae. The transcript has 11 exons.